UAUGACCAUUGGAGUCUGGACACGACUGUGUAACCCACUGACUCGUUGUUCAUCUCGAUCUUACGAAACGCGGCCAAAGAUGUUUCCGACUGGAGGUGCGAAUACAUAAUGGGCUAGGGCCCAAGGGCUUCCUCGAUCCUCGAGGUGGUAUGCUCGGCCCUGAACAAGUUUGCCAGGCAUCCAGAACCGAAGACCACAGGAUGGAACAACCAGAAGAUAACCGCCCUGAGGGAUCAGCUAGAGAGUCGGUUGGAGGAGGCGUACCUGGAAUACAACGAGACGCGGAUGGCUUCACAAGAUAUCUCCGCACUGACACAUCGGAGGUGGAUGUGUCUGAGAUCAGGAAUCAGGCAAACGCGUCCGGGGCUUGUUGGCCAGGCAGAUCGAUGAGCCCCAUGGAUCGGUCUAGAGAAGGGUCCCCUCAACGUCAAUCUUCGGUCCAUGGAGAAGCUGAUUCCAAUCCUCGCUCAGCCCAAAGCGACUCGGCCGACCACACGAAUGGGUACCAUUCACCAGAUGAUCAUGAUCGGGCUCAGACUGGAGCAUGGUCCGAGGACAACAAUGAGAAUGAGAAUAGAGAAAGCUUAGAGAGAAAUUCUACAAACGAGUCAAAUACAAGUGGUGGAGAAUGAGAGCUCAAAGGUCAACGCCAUGAGCACAUACAAUUAGGCCGUUGCGGAGCGAAUGCAAUCGUCCACGACGACGAGAAAGUGACUUCCCUUGGAAGGUCCUCUCUAAUCAUUCUAAGAGCCACGACAUGAGUUCUGCCAAUAUUGGACGAUAUCGACU
Molecule: messenger RNA, 789 nt
Organism: Mytilinidion resinicola
Lineage: Eukaryota; Fungi; Ascomycota; Dothideomycetes; Mytilinidiales; Mytilinidiaceae
Exons: 4
Coding region: 150-632 (160 amino acids)
Source: RefSeq, a predicted model, not a curated record